Loxodonta africana (African savanna elephant) is the source of this 3612-nucleotide messenger RNA. RefSeq names its product lymphocyte antigen 86 (gene LY86). Gene Ontology annotation, biological process: positive regulation of lipopolysaccharide-mediated signaling pathway; innate immune response. Bases 31 to 510 code for a protein of 159 amino acids. The record is from RefSeq and is a predicted model, not a curated record. The transcript has 5 exons. Lineage: Eukaryota; Metazoa; Chordata; Mammalia; Proboscidea; Elephantidae.
AUUGGGCUUGUCAUUUUCCUCUGGGUCACCAUGCAAGGUCUCACGGCUGCCCUCCUCGCCUGGGCUCUGCUUCACCCCGGAGGUGGUGGUGGUGAAGCCUGGCCCACACACACAGCCUGCAGGGACGGCGGCUUGGAAGUGCUCUACCAGAGCUGUGAUCCACUCCAAGACUUUGGCUUUUCUAUUGACCAGUGUUCCAAACAAUUAAAAUCGAAUCUCAACAUUAGGUUUGGACUCAUUCUAAGAGAGGACAUCAAAGAGCUGUUUUUUGACAUAGCUCUCCUCACAAAAGGAUCAUCCAUUUUGAAUUUCUCCUAUCCUGUCUGUGAAGGGGAUCAACCAAAGUUUUCUUUCUGUGGACGAAGGAAAGGGGAACAGGUUUACUAUGCUGGCCCUGUCAAUAAUCCUGGAUUUAUAGUCCCUGAGGGAGAAUACCAGGUCUUGCUGGAACUGUAUAAUGAAAACCAUUCCAUCGUGGCCUGUGCCAACGCCACUGUCAUUUGCUCCUAAUGGUGUCCUGCAGCUCAACAGCAGUCUGUCUUGUGGAAAUUCCAAGCUCCUCAAACAGAACUUACUGUGUAAGAAAAAUGACAGAGAGAGGCUGUACACAGACUGUUCACCAAAAAGCUUGGGCUAAUCCAAGGCCCAAAACCCAACCUCCCCAAGUUCCACAGUUGUAAUUAAACCCCAGAGAUUAUCAGUGUCUAAGGAGCCUCGUGUUGGUCUCUAAGCAGUGGCAAGGGUCAGUCGUCCUUCUCUAAUUGGUCACCUCACAGCGGUCACCUGCUUCUCAGCUCCUCAGGGGCCCUGCUCCACAGUCACCGGGAAUAAAGAAAGCUGGCCAGCCACUGCUGAUUGUGGGCUGUUCAAAGAGUCUCUGCACAGCGCUGUAUUCCAAGUGUAAUUUCCUCCUGAUGCCGGCACAAUGCAAGCAGUCCUGAGAAAUUCCAAAGGAUGAUGACCAAGCAAAAAUGAGCAGUCUAGGAAGAUGGGCCAUUCCUUCCCCAGGCAGGAACCUAAGCCCCAGGGCCACCAGGGCCGAGAAGUGAUGAAACCUCAUGAAUAGUGAAUUAGUCAAGGUAGCGUGUGUGUUUUUUUUAGCGUGUGUGUAUGUGUGUGUGUGCGUGCAUGCGUGCGUGUGUGUGUGUGUGUGGAGAGAGAGAGAGAGAGAGAUUAAAGACAUUGAUUUCCUGCAGUUGUAUGGGCUGGGAACUCUGAAAUCCGUAGGCAGAUUGAGGGCUUGAAACUCCAGCAGCAUUUCCAUAUUACAUUCUUGAGGCAGAAUUCCUUCUCUUGGAAAACUCAGCUUUUGCUCUUAAGGCCUUCAACUGAUUGGAUCAGGCCCAUCCACAUCACUGAGGGUAAUCUCCUUUACUUAGAGGCAACUAAUCGUAAAUGUCAAUCUCAUCAACAAAAUACCUUCACAGCACCAUCUGACUAGUGAUUGACCAAACCCUGGGCAGCACAGCCAAGCCAAAUGGACGCAUAAAAUCAGCCAUCACAGACAGUGGCAUCAUAAUCUCACUUGAAAUGAAACCUUGAGACCAAAUGCUCACUUCACAUUCAUCCCCGGGAGCAUGACUAUGCCUGACCUCGGGGCACGAUGGCUCUCAUUCAUUCAUUAAGUGAAACACUUUGCACACUCAUGCGCCAGGCACAUGCUCAGCUCCUAGGACACAGAGUGUGCAAACCAGAGUCCCUGGCCUCAUGGAGCUUACAGUCCCCUGAAAUAUUCCAAAGCUCCAUGUCCCCCAGUGGACACAUUCAUUCACAUAGAGCUACGCCAUCUUCCGAGCCCUCGAUAAAGGGCAGGUGGCCUGUCCCGAGGGCAGAAACCAUUUCAGCAGCCCCACCUCCUCCUUCACCGUCACUCCUCUCCCGGGCUGGGCAGAAACACUUGGUGGGCACUGCAGCCCCUCAGCCCUCCUGUGCCCUCCUCUCACCCUCCCUUCCAGCGUCUCUUGUUCCUGCUAGGGGCUGGAGUCAGGUGAGUGGAUUGACUUUAUCAUUUGUAGAUCUUUUAUAUCCAUAAACAUACAGCUAUAUUUGAGAUCAAAAGAUGAAAAAAAAUCCCCAGUUCAAAAAAUUCCAGUUGCUAUUCAUCACUGUGACUACUUCAAAUAACCAAAAAAAUAAAUAAAAACAAAAAACCAAUCCAGUUGCCAUCGAGUUGAUUCUGACUCAUGGCGACCCAAUGUGUGCAGACUAGAGCUGCUCCAUAGGAUUUUCAAGGCUGUGACCUUUCAGAAGUAGAUUGCCAGGCCUUUCUUCUGAGGUGUCUCUUGUGGGUUUGAACCACCAACUUUUUGGUUAGUAUUCGAGCACUUAACCAUUUGCACCACCCAGGGAUUCACUGACCACUCCCAAUCACCUGCUGCCAUUGGGUCGAUUCUAACUCACAGCGACCCUAUAGGACAGAGAAGAACUGCCCCACAUGGUUUCCAAGGAGCACCUGGUGGAUUCGACCUUUUGGUUAGUAGCUGUAGCUCUUAACCACUACACUACUAGGGUUUCCAACGGCUCCAAAUAGCAGGCCAUAAAAUGUCUGGUGAACCGAAACAUCAAAACCAGCAUCUAAGGUUUUUCUGGGUUACGCGGAGAAAAAAUUACAUCAACGUCCUCACCCAGGCCCAUCAUGCUGGGGAGAAAAGCCAUACCAUGGCUACAGCAGGCUCCAGAGGGACCCUGGAACACGCAUGGGGUGAUGACACUGCUAAGUACACAAACAGCAAACGGAAUUUCUGACCCUUCACCACCGUCUAGCUGGAGGCAUUCACCUGGCUCCCUUGUCAGUAAACACCUCUGCAUCUAGAAAAGGCCCUGGCUAGACUCUGUGAGGCCCUGGGUGGCGCAAACAGUUAAUGCUCGGCUGCCAACCCCAAGGCUGGAGGUUUGAGUCUACCCAGAGGUGCCUCCAAAGAAAGGCUGUGGGACGUAUGUCUAAAAAAUCAGCCAUUGAAAACCCUAUGGAGCUCAGUUCCACUCUAACACACAUGGGGUCACCAUGAGUCAGAGUCAACUCAAUGGCAACUGGUUUAGACUCUGUGGAUGCAACAUGUUCUGUCAGCUUGGGAGGGUUGUCACAGCCUUCCAAGGACAUAUGCAGAGAAUGGGAAAUUAGGCUCACUUUUUAUUUUUCUAAAACCCAGCUGUUCCCUUCCCUGUCCCUUCCCCCCACGCUAUCUUAACACUGACUGAAAGUGUGUGUGUGUGUGAGAGAGAGAGGGAGAGAGGGGAAGUAUCAGAUGCAGCAGGUUUGAGGUGGACGUGGACUUCCAUAUAUGACGUUACCCUGGCAGCGGCGGAGUACACCGUAGUUGCACUAGAGGUGUGAUCUAAGAGGCAAAAACAAUGUUUUUCUCCCCCCCAAAUAUGUCCUUCACGUCUUUAAGUAUUGCUAUCAGAUUCACCCUUGCAAGUUGAGAAAGUGUUUCAGUGCUCAGAAAUAAAAUACGAACAGCCCUGGUAAGAGAACGGUCAAAACCAUUGUCAUUAUUUAACACUCCAGCAGAGCACAGUAACCAAGACCAAGUUUAACUGCUACCCCAGAAACCAGGGGGCAUUUAGGGGGAGGUGCACAGCCCUAACCAAGCUUUCUAAGGCCAGCUGUCU